CGAGUGUAUUGGCGUGGUUCGCUUGUUGCAAGCGACAGCGAAAGUUGAAUUUCUAAUUUUAAAAUUUCGGUAAACGCGUGUUUGCCGAGGCGCUGGACAAAAAUCGAUAGUUUUGCAUGCAUAUUUAGACCUUGCACCAGUAGCGUGCUACAAGUGCGUUUAAAAGUAUAAGUAGUGUAUACAUACAUUUCAACCAUGGGGUACGGAAGCCAUAUGGAUGGCUGCGGCACUUUUAUGAAAUACUCCAUGUUUAUAAUAAACUUCAUUAUAUUCCUUGGUGGUAUUACCGUUGUCGCACUUGGAGUAUGGACGGUCGUGGAUAAAUCCUUUGCGAAUGAAUUAUUGGGCACGAAUAUGUACAUCGGUGCCGUUUAUGUACUGAUUGCAACGGGGAUAUUAGUCUCGGUGAUUUCAUGUUUUGGUUGUUUUGGUUCGGCCAAGGAAGUGCGCUGUAUGUUGGUAACUUACUUCAUCUUCGUAUUUUUAAUCUUUGUCACCAUGCUGGUUGGUGGUAUUCUGGGAUAUGUUUUUCGCGCCAAAGUCGAAACAACUCUUCGCAAUGAAAUGAUUGGUUCCAUCCGAUCGUAUGGCAACGAUAGGCGAAUUUCAGAAGCCUGGGACGAAACCCAAUCUCGUCUCCAUUGCUGUGGCGUCACCGACUACCGAGAUUGGCACGAUAAGAUUCCGGACUCCUGCUGUCGCGAACCGGUUCCCGGAAAACGCCAGCGAUGCAACUUACUCGUCGAAACCCAAAACUCUUUCACUCUCUACAACAAAGGAUGCUACAACGUCACCGCUGAAUAUGUUAAGCAAAACGCGGCCAUUAUCGGCGGUGCUGGUAUUGUCGUCGCUGGCCUUAUGCUCAUUGGUAUGAUUUUCUCAUGUGCACUAUACAAAAUGAUUGAAUAAUCUGCACGUCAAGAAUCUCACAGUGAUGGCGAGAUGAAUACUGUAAUAUUUUGUUAAUUAAGUUAAGUUAUGUGUAGUAGUAUGACAAAAAGUUAAAUCCACAAAUAAUUCAAAAGAAACCACGCCUGGACCAUGGUGCCGUCGUAGCUUUAAACUGGAUAACAUAAUCAACGUAGGUGCCAUACAGUCAGUAGCAAUAGUUAUGAAUUCCGAUUUGUAAAUCGGGAAUAUGUACAAAGAUAAAGUCGGCCAUUUGUUACUUCAAAAUACUAACAAAUAAUGACUGUGAGAAAUUUAAUGUGGAAUAAAUGUUUUUUGUAUUAA
Messenger RNA from Dalotia coriaria, 1233 nucleotides. Its product is annotated as CD151 antigen-like. Gene Ontology annotation, cellular component: plasma membrane. The transcript is spliced from 5 exons. The coding region runs from base 196 to 909 and encodes 237 amino acids. The record is from RefSeq and is a predicted model, not a curated record. NCBI's taxonomy places the organism in Eukaryota, Metazoa, Arthropoda, Insecta, Coleoptera, Staphylinidae.